Messenger RNA from Bactrocera latifrons, 1003 nucleotides. RefSeq names its product ceramide-1-phosphate transfer protein. The coding region runs from base 137 to 766 and encodes 209 amino acids. NCBI's taxonomy places the organism in Eukaryota, Metazoa, Arthropoda, Insecta, Diptera, Tephritidae. Gene Ontology annotation, cellular component: cytosol; membrane; cytoplasm. The transcript is spliced from 3 exons. Gene Ontology annotation, molecular function: ceramide 1-phosphate transfer activity; ceramide 1-phosphate binding. Gene Ontology annotation, biological process: intermembrane lipid transfer; ceramide transport. The record is from RefSeq and is a predicted model, not a curated record.
GCUUUGGUAAUAACAAUUUCCUUUGUUGUGUUCCUAUUCUUAAUUUUCAAUCUUUAAGUACCAUAAUCUUUUUGUAAAAGCAAAAAGUUUAACUAAAUAAUUUUCAAAAACUUAAUGUUUGUUUAAAUUUACAACCAUGUCCGCUGUCGAACGUUUUGAUGUAGAAAGAGUAGCUAAAAUAUUUCAGGAUUGUUUACAUGAGAACGAUGAUGUGUUGUUGGAUUCAUAUUUAGAGGCUUAUGAAGAAAUCAAUAAAUUUUUCCAUUUAAUGGGUUCUGUAUUCGGAUUUGUUAGUAGUGAUGUGCGUAGUAAAAUCGACAUACUUUGUGAAUACAGGCGAAAGGAAUCAACUGGUGAACGUUUCCUGACAAUUAAAACAAUGAUAACCUAUGAAAAAGGAGAGGAACUUCUUAAGGAUCACAGUUACGUUUCGGGGUCGAGGACACUUCUGCGAUUACAUAGGGGUUUGGAAUUCAUAUACGAGUUUCUAAAACGGUUGUCUGAAUUAAAUGAAUGUGAUAAAACACAUUCUUGUUGCAAGAGUGCAUAUAAUGACACGUUAGCAAAACAUCAUCCAUGGGUGGUAAGAAAAGGAGCUGUAGUUGCUAUGUAUGCGUUACCAACCCAGGGAGAAUUGCUGAAACGUGUUUGCAUAAAUGUGUCACGUGCGAUAGAGGUGCUCCCUGAAAUGCUGCAACAUACUAAAUCGGUAUACGAUCGCAUAGAACUGCUUUAUACUACUCAUGAUUUGCACGAUUUACCCUAAAGUAUCCAUAAUUAUAUAAGCUAAAGUAAUAGAUAUUUUAAAUGUUUUAUGAUGUCAAAAGGGCAUUCCAAAUGGAAACUAUGUAAACUUUGUAAGUCAAUGUUACCUUUUGAAACAGUAUGCAUUCGAGUAAAUCAUUUGCUCGAUACUAUAAAAAAUUGUAUUCAAUUAGUGCUUAGGCUUAAUGUUUAAUUAGGAAAUUUAUAAAAACAAUGAUAAUUAAUGUGUAUCGUAUUU